Molecule: messenger RNA, 2086 nt
Organism: Corticium candelabrum
Lineage: Eukaryota; Metazoa; Porifera; Homoscleromorpha; Homosclerophorida; Plakinidae
Product: 25-hydroxyvitamin D-1 alpha hydroxylase, mitochondrial-like
Exons: 8
Coding region: 349-1950 (533 amino acids)
Biological process (GO): cholesterol metabolic process; cellular response to peptide hormone stimulus; glucocorticoid biosynthetic process
Cellular component (GO): mitochondrial inner membrane
Molecular function (GO): oxidoreductase activity, acting on paired donors, with incorporation or reduction of molecular oxygen; monooxygenase activity; iron ion binding
Source: RefSeq, a predicted model, not a curated record
AGCGUUGAAGUAACGGUGUCUACGUACUUGACCUUUCUAGGUCGUUGUCUGGGCUUUUCCAGUCGCUUCCGUCUACGUCAGAAUCGUUGCUGGGCGUUAGUCAGACAUGGAACUCUUGCUACUAACAGCUCGCUCUAGUGGUGGUGCGGUAUAGUGUAGGUCUCCAUAUGGUUGAAAAUGAUGAGUACUGUGUACUCGACAGCAAAAGCACCAGAUGUUGAGUAUCCGUGUCUACCUGAUUGAUUACGGAGGGAAGAUGUUGUCACAUGUACAGAGGAUACAAAAAGAGGGGCAACUUGUCCAACCAUCACUCUGCUGACGUACCGCUCGCUCGUUCGGUGAGAGAGAAUGUCAGGCUUUCGUAUUCUCACCGUCGUCUCUCGACCACUUCACUCUCUCUCAAAGAGCAGUUUUCUGUUUCUAACCCCCUCACUUUCCCUACGGAAGAGUGACUGUCUUCAUAGUCUGGCAACGGCAACUUUCACUGAAGACGGCAAUCGUCCAUUUGAAGACAUCCCCGCACCGCGCGCGCUACCCGUCGUCGGCAGCGUCUGGGACUACGUCUUCGGCAAGGGUGAUCACUUCACGAUGACCCACGAACUACAACUCGACCGUUGCCGGAAGUAUGGCAAGAUCUAUCGAGAGCGAUUCGGUUCGACCGACUUCGUAUUCGUUGCCGAUCCGGAUUCAAUCGAGACGGUCAUGCGAGCAGAAACCGCUUCUCCUCGCAAACCGGCCAUCAAAGCAUGGAUCGAGGCGAGAACCGAGCUGGGCUACCAAGGAGGAAUCCUGAGUGAUGAUAUCAAAGAAUGGAGAAGAUUCAGAAAACCUUUGAACAAACUGAUGUUGAGGCCAAAGCAGCUACAAUGCAACUUUACUCAGGGUGUCAAUGAGGUUGCUCAGGAUUUUGUAAGAUACUUGGAGAAUACACGAAAUCGAAAUCCAGGACCAGAGGAGUAUCUCAUCAGUGACAUUCAGACCGAAUCUCGAAAGUUGUCGCUAGAAGGGAUUGGUCUGAUUGUUUAUGGAAAGAGACUAAAUAUGAUUACCAAUGAACUCGAAGCUGAAACUGAAGAGUUCAUAGAAUCCUUGCUGUGUGUUUUUAAGGUGUUCACCGAACUGCGAAUGACUUAUUUGUUUCACAAACUGCUCAAGAGUCGAGCCUGGCAGAUGAACAAGGAUGGCUGGAGGAAAAACUUUGAGUACAAUGCGAAGCUCGUUGCUGAGCUGCAGGAAAGACUGGCGAGAAAAAUAGAAGGGACGGGCGAUGAUCCAGAAGGAAAGUACUAUGUGACGUCAUUGCUCGAACGACUGCUUAUGGAUUCGAAUCAGUCGGUGUCUGAAAUUGUGCUAACAGGAAUGGACAUGUUCAGUGCUGGAAUGGAAACAGUUAGCUCGUCGCUGACUUGGAUUUUACACCAUUUGUCAAAGAAUCCAGACAUUCAAGAUCGUAUUUAUGAAGAAAGCGUUAGUGUGUUGGGGAACGAUCGAUUGUGUGCUACACCCGCAGAGUUGCAAAAACUGACUUUGACCAAGAAUGUUAUCAAGGAAUCUCUCAGGCUUGCAUCUAUAUUUCCAACCAAUUUUCGAAUCUUGGAGACAGACGUCGAUCUCAUGGGUUACAGAGUUCCCGCUGGGACUCCGAUUGGAUUUUGUCAUCAUUUCAUAAAUCGAUCCACAGAAUACUUUGACGAGCCAUGGAAGUUUAAUCCCGAUCGUUGGCUGAGAGAGGGAAACAACAUUCAUCCAUUUGCUUCUUUACCAUUCGGAUUCGGUGCCCGUAUGUGUCCCGGUCGGAGAGUGGCAGAGUUGCAAAUGCUUGUUGCUGUGAACGCGAUUUGUCGUCGAUUUCGGCUGGAAAGUGCCAACACGACGGACGUGAAGCAAAGGCUACAUGCCAUGCUCAUACCAGACAGACCUGUCGAUAUUCGGUUCUUGGACAGGCGCUAAACGCACACUAGUAUGUGAUAAUCUAGAGGAUAACGUUAACCGCAGUCUCUUUACCACCAGCCAACUUGCGGCUAGUUGCUGUUAAAUAGUUGAUUGAUUUCUAUUUAUGGCUGUAAAUACACGGAAAAAGUAUCGA